GUCCUCCUUGUUCGCUCUUGCGAAGGCAGCUAUCCCUGUGUCGGCAGCGUCCGCGGAGCGAGGAGGUGCUGCGUCUCGACGUCAGCGAGACGGCUUCGAGGGGAGAGACGAGCUACCGGGAUCACGCGUGCCGGACUUCUUUCGUCUAAUUGUCGAUAAGUACGCCGACAGCUACCACGACUUAGCCUCUGAUGCUGUGGGAGGCCGAAACUACGAGAGCCUGCGGCACGAUGAUGUAUUUCUGGACAGUCUCGCAGAGCGGAUCGCGACUAAGCUGUUCUUCGAGAAGAUCAACCAUGAACAUCAAGGG
This is a messenger RNA of Amoebophrya sp. A25, 310 nucleotides long. The record is from the annotation of a GenBank genome assembly. NCBI's taxonomy places the organism in Eukaryota, Dinophyceae, Syndiniales, Amoebophryaceae.